Coturnix japonica (Japanese quail) is the source of this 631-nucleotide messenger RNA. The record is from RefSeq and is a predicted model, not a curated record. NCBI's taxonomy places the organism in Eukaryota, Metazoa, Chordata, Aves, Galliformes, Phasianidae.
GGUGGAGGUGGAGGCGAUGGACAAGGCCGGGAACUUCAUUGGGUGGCUGCACGUGGACGGGCUCAACCUGUCGGUGGCGCUGGUGGAGCAGGCGCUGUCCAAAGUGCACUUCAAUGCGGAGCGGAGCCCGUAUGGGAAGGCACUAAUGGCGGCUGAGGAGGGGGCCAGGCAGAGGAGACAGAAGGUAUGGGCUCACUACGAGGACCCCCCGUGCCCCUCAGUGCCGUGUCCCCCCGAGGAGCCGGAGCGCUGCGCUGCCUAUAGGGCCGUGCUGGUCACCGAGGUGACCGACCAGCUGCACUUCUACGUGCAGGACGUCGAGACCGGGGCGCAGCUGGAGCAGCUGAUGGAGAACAUGAGGGCGGAGGUGGCCGCCCACCCCCCCGUGGAGGGGGCGUAUGUGCCCCGCAGGGGGGACUUGUGUAUGGCCAAGUUCGUCGAUGGGGAGUGGUACAGGGCUCGGGUGGAGAAGGUGGAAUCCCCCACAAAGAUCCACAUCUUCUACAUCGACUACGGCAACGUGAGUAUGGGCCGACCCUAUAACCCACCCUAUAACCGGCCCUAUAACCGGCCCUAUAACCGACCCUAUAACCCACCCUAUAACCCACCCUAUAACCCACCGACCCUAUAA